Messenger RNA from Drosophila grimshawi, 519 nucleotides. RefSeq lists its product as uncharacterized. NCBI's taxonomy places the organism in Eukaryota, Metazoa, Arthropoda, Insecta, Diptera, Drosophilidae. The transcript has a single exon. Bases 1 to 519 code for a protein of 172 amino acids. The record is from RefSeq and is a predicted model, not a curated record.
AUGUCUGGAAAACUGAUUAUGAAACGCAAACGUGCGGAGCGGCAGCAAGAGUUGGCCAAUGAGUCGACAGCGGAGAAGAGACAUCGCUUGGAACUGGAGGCGAGAUCGGAUACACCGCCGGAGGAGUCGAAUAGUAGUAACAGUCCAUCCAUAAUCCAAAAUGCAGCUGCUGCACCCAAUAGCAUUUUACUCGAGGCACUGCAAAAGAUUAUGGAACUGCAGUCCGAGCUGGAUUCAUUCGAGCACGAUCUGGAUGAGCGUGAGGCCAGUGAGCUCAAUAGCGAUGACGAAGAUGAAGUCGAUCUGAAUGCCGAAGUGGCAGCUGUUAACUUCUCACCCAAUCCUCGGCCACCUUCAACGCCUGGUCGACGCACUGAGGCAGAGGCAUUGGGAUUCGCAAUGUGCGCCAGGGAAACAUUGCUCUUCCUGCAGAGCGAAGGCAUCUCCACCGAAUCCGUGCUGUACAAGGCGCUGCUGGGCAAGCUAGUUGGCCAAAGCGAUGGACUGCUGCAGGCCUAA